Molecule: messenger RNA, 999 nt
Organism: Fusarium pseudograminearum CS3096
Lineage: Eukaryota; Fungi; Ascomycota; Sordariomycetes; Hypocreales; Nectriaceae
Exons: 1
Coding region: 1-999 (332 amino acids)
Molecular function (GO): protein binding
Source: RefSeq, a predicted model, not a curated record
AUGCUCUUCCAACAUCUACCAACAGAAAUAGUUGAAGGGAUCGCUGGGCACCUGCAGCAAUCCAGUGCUUUGAACGCUCUUUGCAGAACUAAUCGACGUUUCUACCACAUUCUCAACUGGCAUCUCUAUAAUAGAGAUGCUCGAAAUCCCUGUAAAGCUCUGCUCUGGGGUGCUUACAAUGGAAACCUUCAGGCGAUGCAAAAAUCUCUGAGCCACGGCGCCAAUAUCCAUCGCAAGGACUACGAUGACAAAACCCCAUUAACCAAGGCAGUCGAGGGUCAACAUCUGGACGCUAUCAACUUCCUGCUCGAUAGAGGAGUAGACAUCAAUUACUCAAACACCUACGCAGACAGCAUCAUGUAUACUGCCGUUUUCACACGCAAUGUUGAUGUUGUCCAGCUCGUUCUUGCACGCGGCGCGAAACCAGACGCUUUAUCAUACGCAAAUACCCGGCCGUUAUCUCUAGCUGUUUCAAGGGGUGACUUCCAAAUUGCCCAAGCAUUGGUGAAAUAUGGGGCUUGCUUGGAUGAGCCAGGCCCAGGGUAUUACACACCUUUGAUCACAGCUGUACACGAAGCUCGCCAUGACAUAUUGAGGAUGUUUAUCGAAAAUGGCAUCUUUCAAAACGACAAAGAUGGAGCUCUGGGAGCCGAAGCGCUAAGAAGCGCCGUGAUGAAUGAUAACAACGAGGCGUUGGACAUUCUUCUCAAAGCCGGGGUAAACCCUAUCAAAGCUGGUUGGCACGGCCGCUGUCCGAUAAUGGAAGCUGUGAGUUUUGGAAAGAUAGACCUUGCCAUAUCUCUAUCAGAAUUGGUGCCAGACUUGAAAGAGGCAAAGGAUAAAGAUGGCGAAGGACUCCUCUACUAUGCGGUUGCUGGUGGUAGCAGGCGAUAUGCCAGAUACCUUCUAGACCACGGUUUCGGCCCAGAUGAUACCCAUGAACCAGAGCUCCCAGCUGCUCUUGAGAUAUUGUGCAGUAGUGACUCGGUUUCUACUUGA